Molecule: messenger RNA, 1944 nt
Organism: Bombyx mandarina (wild silkworm)
Lineage: Eukaryota; Metazoa; Arthropoda; Insecta; Lepidoptera; Bombycidae
Product: organic cation transporter-like protein
Biological process (GO): transmembrane transport
Cellular component (GO): membrane
Molecular function (GO): transmembrane transporter activity
Source: RefSeq, a predicted model, not a curated record
GCCAUUCGAACAGAACGGCUUAACACUGGAUCCUAAAUUGGAUCGUGAGUCGUGUGUGACAAUAAACUUAGUGGCUCUUAAAAUUAAAUAUUAUAAAAAAUGGAAUUGCAGCAACUCAAGGACGAAAAUGGGGCCACGCCUUCGCCAAAGAAAGAUCUCAUUCAAAAAGUCAUCGGAUGUUUUGGAAAAUAUCAAUUGUACUUAUGUUUAGUUGUAUUCUUAGUAAAAUUUCCGGUCGCAUUCCAUCAAAUGGCCAUCAUAUUUUUAUCGCCAAAAGUGUCAUAUAUUUGUGCAAGUACGAACAACGAAACUUGUCCUUGUUCGGAUCCUAUAUACGACACAUCAGUCUUCAAACGGACUAUAAUAAUGGAAUGGGACUUAAUAUGUGACAGAAAGUGGUUGACUAGUUUUACGCAAACAUUGUUUCAACUGGGCACGCUAUUCGGCAGCGUGUUCUUCGGAAUGGCCUCGGAUAGAUUUGGAAGGAAAAACCCUCUGCUAGUGGCCGUCGUGAUUCAAGUAACGAUGGGUAUUACUGCCGCUUAUGUCCCAGAUUAUUGGAGUUUUACAUUCGUAAGGUUCCUUGUGGGGAUGUCCGUUGGUGGCACAAUGGUGACGUCAUUUGUUAUCGUCAUGGAGUUUGUUGGAGCUCAGUACCGAGAUGUAAUCUCAGCUUUGUAUCAAGUACCUUUCAAUCUGGGUCACAUGCUUUUACCAGUUUUUGGGUACUUUUGUAGAGAUUACUCUGUUUUUCAACUUUCAAUAUCAGUCCCCGUCAUUGUUCUGUUGUCAUAUGUAAUUUUGGUACCGGAAACGCCACGAUGGUUGAUAGCAGUGAAUAGAACCGAGGAAGCCAUCACCAUUUUAGAACGUGUAGCGAAAAUAAACAAACGACCUACGGAUGCUAUCAGAACGGAUAUCGAAGCGUUUCAAGCAAGCUUAGAGAAAAACAAAUUAAAAAAAGGAACCGUACUAGACUUAUUUCGGACACCGAACUUGCGGAAAAAUAUAUUGGCUAUGUCUUUCAAUUGGUUGACAUGCAGUUAUUGUUUUUACGGAGUGUCCCAAUAUGUUGGUCAACUCAGUGGAGACGUUUUCAUCAAUGUGGCUGCAAGCGCCAGUGUCACGCUUCUUGGCACCCUGUUGUCUAUACCGUUAAUGAAAGUUAUUGGAAGAAGAACAAUCGUCAUAGUAUUUAGUUUUGUUUGCGCGUUUUGUCUCCUGGUUCUGGCUGUAAUACCACAAGGAACAGGUUCGGUAGUUUGCGCUAGCAUCGGUGUUGUUGCAAGUUUCAUUGUGUUCGUUGUUGUCUAUUUGUAUUGUACCGAGCUAUUCCCUACUGUCGUUAGAAAUGCGGCUAUCGGGGUUUCGUCUAUGAGUGCUCGUGUUGGUUCUAUGGUGGCUCCUUUUGUGAUAUCGCUUGAGGAUGUGGCUGUCUGGCUGCCACCAGUUUGUUUUGCAUUAUUACCUUUGAUAGCGGGCUGUGUUACGUUCCUAUUACCUGAAACCAAAGGCUGUGAAUUCAUGACUACCAUCGAAGAGGGUGAACAAUUUGGAAAGAAGAAAACUUCUAAAACGAAAGCGUGAAUUUGAUGACCGUUAUGAAUGUUGCUUAAUUACAUUUUGUAAAUUACUAGACAGUAGCUUUGUAACGUUAAGAUUAUUUUGUUUUAAUUCAAACAAUGCUAUAAUACAUUGUGAUAUGUUUUAUAUCUUGACGAUUUUUAAUUACAGUUGCUCAUGGUAUUGUAAUUCUUCACGUUCAAUUAAAUAAUGGUAUCUGUAAUUACAAUUGAGUUUGUUUUCAUAUAACAUCAUAAGUAACAUGUGCUUUGACCAAGAAAAUAAAUAGAAUAAUUUUUUAUCAAUCUUAAACCGAACAAGCGGCUACCGAUACCCGCAAUGUAACGGAAAUAUAACCAGGAGCUACCCACCUUUGAGAAA